AUGACAUCAUCAUUACAUGCAACAAUUCCUCACUUCUUGACAACUUUACUUGUAAACUCAAUUAUGAGUUUGUCACUAAGGACUUGGGCUCUCUCAGCUAUUUUCUUGGUCUUGAAGCUAUCCCAACUUCUGAUGGUCUCUUCAUCAGUCAGCUCAAAUAUGCACGAGACAUUCUUUUCUGAGCUCAAUUACUUGACAAUCUCUUGUCGACGCACUUCAAUAUUUGACCAUCACCUGCCUGACAUUGCUCAUGCUAUCAACUCUGUUAGCCAAUUCUUGCAUGCCCCCAUUGAAGAUCACUUUUUGGUUGUUAAGCACAUCCUCUGCUAUGUUAAAGGCACCAUUCACUUUGGCUUAAAGUUUUGCCUCUUCUAUUCUCCUAGUGCUCUCAUUGCCUACUUUGAUGCUGAUUGGGCAGGCUGCCCUGAUACUCGUUGUUCAACUUCUGGUUAUUCUAUCUAUCUUGGUGAUAAUUUGGUUUCCUGGAGUGCUAAGAAAUAG
Messenger RNA from Carya illinoinensis, 501 nucleotides. RefSeq lists its product as uncharacterized. The coding region runs from base 1 to 501 and encodes 166 amino acids. The transcript has 2 exons. NCBI's taxonomy places the organism in Eukaryota, Viridiplantae, Streptophyta, Magnoliopsida, Fagales, Juglandaceae. The record is from RefSeq and is a predicted model, not a curated record.